This is a messenger RNA of Aplysia californica (California sea hare), 5461 nucleotides long. RefSeq names its product lysophosphatidylserine lipase ABHD12. Lineage: Eukaryota; Metazoa; Mollusca; Gastropoda; Aplysiida; Aplysiidae. Gene Ontology annotation, cellular component: endoplasmic reticulum membrane. Gene Ontology annotation, biological process: monoacylglycerol catabolic process; phosphatidylserine catabolic process. The record is from RefSeq and is a predicted model, not a curated record. Bases 53 to 1201 code for a protein of 382 amino acids. Gene Ontology annotation, molecular function: monoacylglycerol lipase activity; phosphatidylcholine lysophospholipase A1 activity. The transcript has 12 exons.
CUUAUCGGUAACCAAUGGAAUAGAGCCUAUUAGCCUGGUCUGUGCACAGUGCAUGAAAACAACACCUCUGGCCCGUGUUUUGUUUACGUGUGGUAACAGUAGGCUAGAGAAGAAAAUGGAGGUGCACAGUGAAAAGGACGAAAAGACCAAACCCAAGUCUUCCACAGUCAUUUUUUACGCUAAGGCGCUGUGGAAGUACGUUAAAGAUCAUGGACAAGGCACAUUCAGCUUCAUCAAAAUUGGCCUGCUGACAUUGUUUUUAUUGUAUGUUGCUGUUCCCAUCUUUGUUCGUGCAAACCAGUGGAUUUUACCCAAAGUUGUCUUUUGCAAUAUCUUGAGGUGGCCCCCUUUCAUCAAUUUGUCGCAUCCAAGUGAUUUUGGACUGAAUUAUACCAGGAACUUCUAUCUGCAUGUUGAAGAUGGGAUUGAUAUUGGAGCAUGGCAUACACUUCCUAAAAGCAUGCACGAUGAGAAGAAGAACAUUCCUUGGGAAUCAUUUGAGGAUGAGCUGGACAACGGGAAGAUAGUGUUCCUCUACCUGCAUGGCAACAGUGGCACCAGAGGCUCUUACCACAGAGUGCAGCUGUACAAACUACUGUCCAGGCAAGACUUUCAUGUGGUCACGAUUGACUACAGAGGGUAUGGGGAUUCUUCAGGGAGUCCUACAGAGAAUGGAGUAGUUGCUGACGCCUAUCACACAUACAAGUGGUUGAAAAAAAGAAUUGGGAAGUCCAAAAUAUUCAUCUGGGGACAUUCCCUAGGGACUGGAAUAACAACAAAGCUGACGAAAAAGUUGAGUGAUGAAGGUGACCAUCCAGCUGGCAUUGUACUAGAGUCUCCUUUCAAUAACAUACAAGAGGCUGCGUUCAACCACCCUUUUGCUUCGCCUUACCGGAUGCUUCCCUGGUUCGAAUGGAUAUUUGUUGAUGGAAUUGGAGAACAUGGGAUUUUUUUCAACAGCGAAGAAAGCAUUGAGUCAGUGAUUCCCAAUAUCAUGAUGCUCCAUGCCAAAGACGACUUCAUUGUUCCUUUUCAUCUUGGAGAAAAGCUCUAUGCAAGAGCCAAAGGCACGAGGCAUCACAAGACUGGAGAUGUUGAAUUUGUGGACUUUGAAGGACACCUUGGCUAUGGACACAAGCUGAUCUAUCAGGCCCCUGAGUUACCUGAAUUAAUUAGAAAAUUUGUGUCGAAGUCAAAGUGAUCAACACCGGUCGUUUAUGCUUGCCGUUUCUGCAGGAUAGCUCACUCAGGGAUGAUUGAAUCCACUCCAGAACAAUCUUUUGCCUUGUUAAUUUUGAAAAAAAAAUUGUUCUCCACUCAUGUUUGAAAUUGAAAUUCACUUUCUGGUUAGAAGAAAAUUUUUCACAUAGUGACUGAUCAGAUGUCCAAGGGAUAUACGCAGACUGAUUAUGCGAAAUAAUUUUUGUACAGCAGUCAUGUUUUAUCAGUUGCAGCAUAAUUUGAAAUGUCUUGUAAUCAGUUGAAAUGAGGUUGAAGUCUGGGGAAAUUUUUCCUCUUGAGAGUGAAGUUAAGUUGAAGUUUGGAAGUUAUGGACAUUUUCUGGGGGGGGAAAAAUCUGUGAUUUCAUUUGUGAGAGCCAGGAGAACAAAAGAGUGACAACCUGAACAAAAAUAUAUCUCAUAAUAUGGGAAAGAUUCUACAAUUAGUGACCCCAGCGUUAGAGUCUGUGGUGCAAUGGUUAAACAGGGAAGGUAUGACUUUGAUUUUUGUGUGGGGGAAGUAAUUUUAAUGGGUUUCUUUCUCUGUUUGCUAGGAUUUUACAUCCUGCUAAGGCUUGACCCUGAGAGUCAUUGUCAUACUCAAAAUUGUGUAAAAGGAAGUAUAAGAAAUUGAAAUAAGGCAAAACUGUUCUGUACGACUUCCUCCUCUUUUUCAUUGACUGCAAGACUAUAAAUUUGAGUUUUUGAUUAAAAAAAACAUUUUUUUUUGGUACCUUAGACUCUGUGAGCAUAGUAUAUUUAUCCCCUUUAUAUUGUGUACUUUUUUUGUUUGUUUUGUUUUAAAGUAAUAUAUGUGUCUGCAGAAGACUUUCACUUUUACCUCUGCACACUCACAUGAAGCAAAGAUAAAUACUGUAACACUUGUCUUAGGUUUUUUUUUUAUAUUACUGACUUUGAUAAAGGAGCCAAAAUCGGCUAUACGAAUUUUUUAUACAUUAUUUUGAAGAGGUUUAAGUACUAGGCAGGAUUUUUACCACUAACAUUCAAUUAUGUACAAUUAAUGUGAAUGAGGGAGACAUUUUUACUAACAUGAUUUUUUUGGGAAGAUUUUACCACUUUUUCGAGAUUUGUGUAUCUGAAUAGAGUCUUCACCUGUAAGCGGAGCUUAUGUUUGUGUUUCUCAUACCAUGAUGUUUAGCAUCAGAGAUUGAACCUCAGAUAAACAUAAUGAAACUCAUAUAUUGCAUAUUGCCGUUUUGUUUUUUCUGCUAUUGUGAUAUGAAGUACAGCUGCUGGAUCCUUCCACUGUCAUACAGUAGACCUUGCAGUUUCCAUUGUUUCCAUGAGUUUUUCAAUCAUUUACCGGUGGACCGUAUAAUAUAUGCUUGUAUUUUGUCUAGAUCUCAUUCCCUAAUUCCCUAAUGAGGAAUGCCUGUCUUUGUUCUUCCUCCCCCACCCCCAAUCCACCCAUGUAAGCCUAUUUCUCUGUUGCAUUUAUUUUGCCUCUUGGCCUUGGCUAAAUUUGUAAUAAGUGAACAGAGAUGCUUAUGAAUCUAUUAUAUCUUGUGUGCCUGACAGUUUAUACCUGUCAUGGACUUAAUGUCUCGACUGGAUUAUCAGCUGUGUUUUAAAAAAGAAAGUGUCUUUCUUAAAGACAGCACAUGUUUUGGUUUGUUUUUCAUUUAGGUGGAAUUAGAUUAUUAUAAAAUUGUUUGCAGUUUUGAGAAGACAGAACUUUAAGUCUUUCGGUAAGGUUUUGAGACACUGAGCCAAUUUGAAAAUUUUUGUUUGUUUUGGUCAAGUUUGUAACUGACUAUAGCAUUUUGCAUUGCAUUUUGUCUUGUAAACAAGAUUCCUUCUGAGUGGUUUUUGCACUAUUUUAGGUAUAGCGUGAGACAUCUUGUAUUAUUCCUUUGACAAGUAUGAAAUAAAGUGACAGAUUUAUAGGAUCGUUUGCCACCGGGAAUUUAGAUAGGAAAUUGUGGGAAUCAUUUCUCUUGAGCUUGGAUUAUUCUGAAAGCCAAGACAGAAGUAUACACUUUUGAAUAUAAUGAUAAAGGUGUCUUGCAUAGUAAAGCCCCUAAACAGCAAUAUACAGGUGAACAGUAAUCCAGGUCUUGAAGUGUAGUUUAUGUCAUGGUCUUUGCUAACUGCAAUUUGGAACUCAUUUACCUUGAACUGAUUCAAAAUUCAGCCUAUGGACUCCAAAGUGUGAUUUUAGUAUAGUCUUGCUUUUCUCAGACAGAUUAGAUAAAAAACUCUUGUUUCCUUGUAUGUAACAUUAUACAAUUUCAGGUAGAGCUUACGUUUCUUUGAAUAUCACUGUUUAGAAGAAAGUUAGCUUUAGAAGUUUUGUCAGCUUCCUAAGGUGUAUAUGAAAAUAGUGCUAAGUUUGAUAAAAUUCCAGAUGCACUCUGCAAAUGGAAGCUUGAUACCCAUGCUUUCAUGAAACCUGAUGUUUUUUCGUAUUUGUGAAAUAAAAGUGCACCUCCAACCCUUUUUAAAUUUUUUACUUUAUCAUAGAGCUAUUAGAAUUGCUGUCCAAGAUGGCCUUUUGUUGUUAAAGUAUUCAUGCUUUUUAGAUUCCUUACCGUAUUCAUUUUGUAUUCCUUGAGUAAUUUUAAAAACUUUCAUUACUUAUGUUGUUAUUGAAUGAGUUAAAAUUCUUUAUUUGUUGGUCUGUUUCUUUUGAAAGCCAGUUUCUUGUUUCAUCUGAUCUGAAUAUUGUUUGGCACAGUCUUAGUUGAGAUCUACUUUGUUACUUUUUGCUCAAAAGAGUUGGAUUUUGUUGAUGUUCUCAUACCAGAUUGUUUUCUUUUCUUUUUUAAAGACUUCAGUUCUGUUUUUUAGAGUUAAAAAAUUCUUAACAGCUAACUUAUGUUAAUUCAGUGCCUUGCUUGUUUCUUACAAAUUUCUGAACGUGAAUUAAUUUAAUUUAAAACAAAGAUUUAUUGACACUUGUAAUUUUAAGGAAUCAGCGGAAUGAAAACGUCAAAGGAUUACAUAUGUCAUUGUUGUAGCAAUUCUACUUCUAACUUCUCACUGCUGAGACGAUUGGGGUGUGUUACAGCAGUUUUUAAAUUUUUGGGAGGACUAUUUGUUGUUCUAGUUACAUGAAAAAACAGUAAUUUUCAAAGGUUUUUAAGAUUUUAUUUUAAAGUAAAUUUCAAGUUCAUUCGUUACAUUAUUCCGUUUACUUUGUUUAUAUAUUAGUUUAAAUUUAGUCUAAGACAUGGCCCUUUGUAUACUAAAACUUUCUCUUUUUUUAAUGUCAAAAUAUUAAACAAUGCAUUUUCAGGACAGAAGGUUAUUUUUAUGUUUUUGAUUAGCCUAUUAAGUUACUUUUCACCCUCACUGGAACUUGGUUAAUCUCUGGAUUGUAAGAGUACGUAUAAGGUUUAAUUUUAUUUUAAAAAUGUGUAUGUUUCCUUAAAGGCUAACCUGACUUUUCAAGAUGUAUAAUAUUUCUCAGGAGGAUUUCUUUCUGCUAUACAUUAUAUCUUCAGUUCUGUGUUUUUAGUUUGAGUUUUACCCCCAGAGUAGACGCAAGAUAAGUCAUUCCAAUGUUGGAUUACUUAUUCCCUACCUCGCUUAUUCAAGUACUUCAGACCCUACCGCUAUAGCACAACAUUCUUUUUAAAUUUGAAAAGUAGAAGUAUUGGUGUGACUUCAAUUUUGAGUUUGUCCGUAAUUUUGGAAGUGUGUUGAAGUGUUUAGUGGAAUUGAUCUGUUUUGGAGUGGAAUUUUUUAGGUCUUUUUUUUUUUAUCAUGUUGGGUUUGCAUAGCUUUUUUUCUUCUAAUUUUUGUCAGUAGGAAUAUUUCAACAAGGAGGAAAAUAUUAUUUUACUUUCAUUUAUGUAUUUAAUUGCUAUAAAGCGAUGUAGCUGAAUAAGGCUAUGAAACAAUGUUUGCACACUCAAUGCAAGAAAGAUAUUUCUACUGAGUUAAUGGUGUUUUUUUAUUUUUAACAAUUGUAUUUUAUUACUAAUUUGUUGUUGGUUUAUUUUUUUUAUUACUUGUCAUUGCCAGUGAAGGAUUGCUGACAAGUUUGGUUCCUCUGUGGAGAAAAAUUUGUGCAACACCUUUCACUUAAGGAAUGUAUGGCAUAAAUACUAAUAUUUUGCAUUUCUUGUUAUUGCCAAUAUUUAUGUUGUGGAUGAAUUCUUUUGUUCCCUAAUAUUUAUACUUACUUGUAAAUCAUGGAUGUUUAAUUAUGUGUAGAGCUUACUCUUGCAGUACUGUUAAGUAAAAGAGAAUAAAGUUUGAGCUGAACGUUGAAA